Molecule: messenger RNA, 375 nt
Organism: Opisthorchis viverrini
Lineage: Eukaryota; Metazoa; Platyhelminthes; Trematoda; Opisthorchiida; Opisthorchiidae
Exons: 3
Coding region: 1-375 (124 amino acids)
Source: RefSeq, a predicted model, not a curated record
AUGAAUUGUCGUGCGCAUGCGAGUAAAAACCAAACCAAAAGAGAAAACUCACCUUCCCGUACAACCAAUAUACUUGCGAUGGCAUCGGGCACGCUGGAACCAGCCGCGAUGAAUGUCAGUCCCAUGAUCGUAUCAGGAAUGUGGAAGGUUACGCCUUUGGGAAGGAACAUGCCCACCGUCCACCAAAAGUUAGAAAUUGUAGGUAUGAACGAGGAACCAGGAACAGCAAAGUUGGAAUCCUUGACAAGAUGUAGAGAAGAAUGCCUGUUGUUCAGUCUAGCUAUCGAAUAUUCCGCCAUAAAUGGAUACCAUGGAUUGAAACAUUCAGAUACGUCGUUUCCCGGAGUUGGAUCAAUGAUAAAAGAUAAACAAUAG